UGAGUGAUUAGCCAUAGGCUCUGCUGGCAAUUGAUUAAAAAAUCAAAAGAAAGAAAUUUAAACUUUUUAAAAUUAUACAUAAAUUUUAAUACCUUUCAAAUGCCUGCGGAAUCUCUCAAGUUAACAAAAUGUCUUAAUAAGUUAAAUGAACAACAAAUACAAAAUAACAAGCAUAGAUGGAACACAAAGAACUGAAACCAAAGCUAUAUUAAAAUAUAGCUGAAAAACAGGUUUAAUUUUAGGUACAACCAAUAAACCUUUCUAAAGUUUGAUUGUUUGUAAAUAAAUAUGGGUUAAAAUAUUUUGUCUAUUUUCAGAACUGUGUUGAGGAAGAUGAUGGUAUUCAGCAAGAAGAUUUCUAUGAAAAACAUCAGCUCAAAAUUUCUAUAUCUAAAAAAGAUAUUUUAACUCUGAUAAUGGCUUUUUCUUUGCGAUACCAGGUAUCAGACACUGCGAUUCUCAGUCUGAUUGAAAUGGUGAACAUCAUCAUAGGGCAAGAAUUCAUCAGUCCAAGUUUGUAUCGUUUGUGGAAAAUGUUUAGUUGUAGCCAAGAAGAUAUUGUUAAAACUCAUUUCUUUUGUGAGAAAUGUCACACUUACAUAUCUCAUAUUGACAAGAAAAUCACAGUUUGUUCUAAUUGUGGUAAUAAAGUUCAGACGAGUGAUGUACAAAAGUCAUCCUGUUUUCUGAGUGUCUCACUUGAAGCUCAAAUAAAGAAUUUGAUCAAUUCUGGCACACUUAGUAUACCGUAUAUUCAAGAUUUCAAUAAGAGUAUGAACGUGCAUAAUCAGGUUUCUGACAUAAACCAUGGAAAGUUGUAUAAAAAAUUACGAAAUGAGAAUGAAUCUCUGUUUCUAACGUAUAAUUUCUCAGUCGAUGGUCUUGCUGUAUUUAACAGUGCGAAAGGAUCAUUAUGGCCAAUUUUGGUGGUAAUCAAUGAAAUUCCUCCUACGCUUCGUUACCAAAAUGUUCUAUUAGCAGGCAUAUGGUUUGGGAAAAAAGAGCCUAAAAUGGAUCUGUAUUUGAAGCCUUUUGUAGAAGAGGCUGUUAAACUUGGGGAGAAUGGAAUUUCUUUUGGGCCUAACUCAAAGCAUACAAUAAAGGUAUUUGCUGCAUGUUGUUGUGCUGAUUCAGUAGCACGACCAUGCAUCCAAAAUUCGACCCAAUUUAAUGGCUAUUAUGGUUGUACCUGGUGCAAACACCCUGGAGUCCUUGUAAAUAGUGUUGUAAAGUAUAGUUAUAAGGAUCAUUUACUUUAUGAGGACCGAAGGGAGCAGGAAACCAUUAAAUUAAUGUUUGAAGCAAUGCACAAGGGGAAAAGUAUACAGGGAGUGAAAGGACCCAGUGUAUUGCUUCCCAUACCUUCUUUCAACAUUGUUAAUGGUUUUGUACCAGAUUAUAUGCAUGGGAUUUUUUUAGGAGUGACCAAACAUCUUGUGUCUUCAUGGUUUGACACUCGGAAUAAGUCUUGCAAUUUUUAUCUUGGUUCUCCUACAAUGUGUGGUUUGAUAAAUGACCGCAUGAGUAAGUUUAUUUUUCCGCAUAAUGUUGGGAGAAUUCCAAGAGGCAUAAGUGAAAGAGCCUUGUAUAAAGCUUCCGAAUGGAAAAACUUCCUUCUCUUUAUAUGUUUCCCAUGCAUAAAAGAUAUUCAAAAGCAAGCAUAUUUGGAUCAUGUUAGUUUGUUGGUGGGUGCUGUUGAAAUUUUAAUGCAAAAUGUUAUAACUGUUGAUGAUUUAAAAACUGUUGAUUGUUUAUUGUUGAAAUUUGUUACUGAAACACAAUUAUUGUAUGGCGAAGAUUUUAUGACAUCGAAUAUGCAUUUAUUACUUCAUUAUACCACGAGUAUUGCCAAUUGGGGACCACUUUGGUGCCAUUCAAUGUUUGUCUAUGAAGGGUAUAAUGCCACUCUACAAUCAUAUAUCAUGGGCACUCGUGGUGUAAAAACACAAACCAUCAGAAGAUUUUUACUGAAUCAAGAAUUAAUAUCUAACUUAAAUAAAUAUCCAGUUCAUGUUUCAAAUUAUAUCUCGAAAAUUAACUUAAAAUCAAAGCAUUCUCAGAAAUUUAUUAAGAUAGGAAAUUUUAAUUUAUAUGGAGCACCGCAUACACAAGUUAAAGAUAUAUGUUCAACAAAUUUCCCCACUGGUUUUUUUCUCCUAAAUGGUUUAACUGAAAAUGCUAAUAUUCAAUAUUUUAAGCGUAUGACAAUCGAAAAUAUGUUGUUCUCGACAAAGUCUGACAAGCAUUUGAGAAGGAGUGAUUCCUUCAUAUAUACUCAAUCAGGUUUUGGUAAAAUAAUCUUUAUUGCUUUGCACCUCAAUAUUACAAAAGUUGUAGUUUGUAUUCAAAAAUAUGAAGUCGUAACAAAACCUAACAAAAAUAUAGGUAACAUGUAUAUUGUGAAAAUCUCAGACAACUUCAUAAUUCUUGAUCCAAAUGAAAUAGUUGGCAAGUGUGUUGAAUAUGUUGAUAAUUCCGGUGUCAUAACAAUUUCUAAAGUUCCUGUAUCGCAUGAAUUGUGUACAUAAUUGUAUUUUAAACGCUGUGCCAUGGCAGUGUUUUUAAAAAAUGCUUAAAGGUGCUUAUUUUUGAUUUUUAAAAGCCCUUUUUUUUUUGAUAGUUAAGUUUUUGAUAUGUUGUCCGGAAAACAAUUACUCAAGAUGAACUGCACCACUCUGCACCUGAGAAGCCCUUCGGGAGGGAGGCGAGGGAGUGAUGCAGGGAUUCAAGAGUUGUGCCUGCUCUUCAUCAUCCCUUUGUUCUUCGAGUAUCAGCCCAUAUUCGUUGUAAAUAUGUAUCUAACUUCUUUAACUGUAAAUAUUUUAUUCUGUAUGUGUUUUUAUUAUCCUUAUUGUUUUUCAUACUGUAUUUGUCGUUAUUUAACCCAGACUGCUUUUAUUUUUACGCCUGUUCUCACAAUUUUGGCAAAUGAAGGAGCCUAAAUUGCUCAUUUAAAAAAGAUGCACCCUACAAUUGUGUAUAUAAUUUUAUUUUUAGCGUUUUAUCAUACUAGUGUUUUUAAAAAGUGCCAUCUACCGACGAAAGGUUUUCUAAACUGAACAUCUUCCCCAGCCUAAACUAUGCUCAGCAAUCAAGCGAAAGAGGACAAGAUUGAGUUAUUAUGCUUUUGAAUUUUCCUUUCACUGCUUAUUUUGCUUAUCUUGAAGAGAUGAUGCUUUUCAGAUUUAGUUCCAGCCUCCUAUAUAGUCCGCCAAAAUUAAUGCAUCUGUUGAAAGAUUAGAAACCACUUCAAGGUGCACUGCCUUAGUAGCAAAGCAUUCAAAGAGUGCAAUAUAGGACUUUAUCGUGAUUCUACUUCUUGGUACAUUAGGUUUAGUAGUAAAUGGUCCUCCAAAGUCCAGUUUAAUGUUUAGGGAUGGUCUACCAGUGUUGAAUCUACUUGUAGCCAGGUCAUCAAUAACUUGAUUACCAGAUUGGGUCUUGAGACGAAACAAAUCAGACAUUUUUCAAGGUCUCUUCUAAGCACAUCUCUUCCAGAAGGAAUCCAAAACUUUUGUUGGGUGAUAAACAAUUUCAGCUGAGGUCCACUAUGUAAUUGAAUAUAUGAUAAUACAUCUAUCAUUUAUCAUCAUACAUACUAUCAGUUUGGUGAAAUAAUGAAUUUUUGGAAGAUGCAUUGGGUGCUUUUGAUUUAAAUUUGAACUUUUUACUCGUCCACUAAUGUUUUCUGUAUCUAAAAAUAUACUUAGCUGAUGGAGUUUGCUGUUCUUAGGGAGAGGAGUUUUUUUUUUUUUAAAUGAUUAAACUCCUGGUAAAGUUCUGAUUCUUGACUUAUCUUAAUAAGUCUUUAUGGACCUCUCAAUUUCUUCAAGAUGAAAGUAUGCCGAAAACUUAAGUGGACUUACAGUUGUUAAUAAAAUGCAAGCACCAAGAGAUUAUUCAAUUUAGAGGUGUAAAUGAUGAAAAUUUCUCAAUGAUUGUUAAAAAGUAAUUGUUUUUGGUACAAACUGUGAUGUUGUUGAGAACUACAACUUAUUGUUCUUCACAUUUUAGAUCUUGUUCAGUUUGCUAUGAAACAAGAGAUGGGAACUUAAAGUAAUCUUGUCUUAACCAUCAUUGUGGUCCAGUCCAAAACAGAUGAUUUCUCAAUUUUGAUGUAGAAAUAACUUUAGAAGCUGAAUUAGUAGGAUUUUCUUGACUUUUUACUUUCUGUCAAGUUGCUUCUGAUGCCAAUUCUUGAAAUUUGGAAAUACUAUUACAAACAAAUGUUUUCAAUUUAGUAGGAUCUGCCUUUAACCAGUUUAAAAUGAUUUGAAUAUCCGAAAACAAAAUAGUUUUCUUGAUUUGAAUGACUUCCUGCAUAAAUUCAAGAACUGCAACAUAAAGUUGUGAAAGAAGAAGAGCUGCCAUGAGUUCCAGUCUAGGCAACGUUAUUGAUUUUACAGGAGCAACUCUUGUUUUUGAAGUAAUCAUUGCAACAUUUAUUUUUCAAGAACACAAUGUCUGUAAAUAAAAAAACCGCAGCAUAUGCACAUUUAGAUGAGUCAGAAACCCAUUAGUUGAAGUUAUUAUGGAUCAUCAGAAAUUUAUUAAUGGAUCAUCAGAAACAUAUCUGGAAAUCUUAAUGUCUUUUAAAUGUUCCAUCUGAUUUUUGAAUUGAAACCAUGUUUUUUCAAUAAGGUUUGGCAACGAAUCAUACCAAGUGGUUUUCUUUCCAAACCUUUUGCAUCAGGAUUUUUGACUGAAUUGUUGUAAGUGACAGGAAACCAACAGGAUCACAAAUUUUAGCAAUAAAAGAAAGAAGUUGACGUUUUGUCAGCUUGCCUUCGGAAGUGGGAUUUAUUUUAAUUCUGAAAGUGUCUUCCUUGUCAUCCCAGAUAAUGCUCAAGAUUUUCAAAACGUGAUCUCCUUCAAUGUGUAGAGAUCUGGAGGAGCUGCACAAUUCAGAUGGUUUAUUAGAAGCCCACGUAUGAGUUGAAAAUCCUUUUUUUCAUAAGCUCUAUCAUUUGAAUGACUAGUUUUUUUUAAUUCAAGAACAAAAAGAUUCCUCGUGCAACACUGAAAAAAAUGCAAUGUGAAAGUGCGUACUUUUCAGUUUCCCACAAAAGUACGAAAGGGAGAGGAAAGUUAAUAUUGAGUGAAUUUAAAGCAAUUAUUAAGUUAUGUGAGCAUUUUACAAUAAAAUGUUAAGAAUCUUGUGUUUCUCCAAUUUUGCAAUCACACAGAUCACUGGAACUUAAGCCAAAUCUUAUGCCUUGAAGUUGCAGUGUCCAAUGAGAAAUUGUGUCAUACGAAUCACACAGAAAGUUGCAGAAAAAAUGUUGGUUUUUAAGUCUGAUUAACAGAUGGAAAGAAGAGUGUAGUCAGUGAAGCAUUUGUAGAAGCUUGAUAUUGUUUGUUCCACACAGUUUGAACUUUAUGCCUGGCUGAAAGUCUAAAAAAAGAUUUUGGGCGACUUUAAUCCCAAAUGGAAUUAAGAUUAGUCGAAAGUCAGCUCUUUCAUUACUCAGAACACCGGAGUAGCCUCGGACAUGUGAAAAGAACACUGAUUUACCCUCCGAUUGGAGUUCAUUUAAAAUGAUCUGCGAAUUAACAAUAAUUCUGUUAAAAGAAGUGAUGCAUUUAAGUGCAAAUACCGAUGUAAGGGAAUCUGAACAGAUUAGGAAUUUUGGUGAAAGAGAUGAGUUGUUUGAGAUCCAUUUAAUAGAGCGGUAAAGACACAAAAGCUCAGCUUAGAAAACCCUGCAGUUAUCAGGAAUUCCAAUUAGGUGGUUCUCAAUUUCUGUAUUAUUACAAAAGAUCACAAAAGCCAGGCCAACUCUGUUAUUUAAUUUGCUUCCGUCUAUAUAGCAAACAACUGGGAAAUCACUUUCAAUACUAUUGCAGAUUUUAAUGGUAUCAAUAGGUAAUCGAUUACCUGGAUGUGGAAGAUUAGUUAAUGAGAAAUUUGACCUUAAUGAGAUGUUGCUGUUGUUUUUAUAAUCCAUGUUUUGUAAGAUAUAAGUAUCAAUGGGAGGAAAACCUAAUAAAGCAAAACAAGCAUCGUAGCUAAUAGUCCUUUAUUCUCGCACAAUUCUAAGAAGAAUUCUUCUCUGAACUCUAUGCAGAUUAUGUAUAUAUACUUUUUUAAGUAGGGCAUUACCUCAUACUCUAGAUGUGUAGCAAAUGAAAGGAACAAUUCCCUGUUUGUAAAUUAAACUCAUAACAUUGAACUUAAAACCAAAAGUAUUGCAUGAGAUCCGAUUCAAUCUGUGAAGAAUAUUUGCACAUUUUUUUUUUGAUAAAUAAGAAAUAUGUUUUUUCCAAUUCAAAUUAUCAUCAAGAAUAACUCCCAAAUAUUUAAUUUCACUAACAAAUUCCAGAAGGUUAAUCAAGGUAUAGUUGUAGAUUUGAGUAGUCUUUAUUUUUCUUUUUGAUAACCAUGAUUUUAGACUUAUUCGAAUUGAAAUCUAGUUUUUGUUCUUUGGACCAUUUAACAAUAAUGUCUAGGAUGGUUUGUGCCAGUAAAAAAAUAUUGUCCUAACAUUUGCUUUGCAACCAGAUUAAAAGGUCAUCAAUAAAAGCAAUUGUUUUACAGCCAUUGAUGUUUGAAAGUAUAUUUAAAAGUUUAUUAAGAAUAAUGUUCCAUUAUCUACCCUCUGAAAUCAAGCCGAAAAAUUUCUUGAUAAUUUUUUUAAUGGCUAAUAUAGUUAAGAAAAGAGUUCUUUGUCAGAAACU
Molecule: messenger RNA, 6678 nt
Organism: Parasteatoda tepidariorum (common house spider)
Lineage: Eukaryota; Metazoa; Arthropoda; Arachnida; Araneae; Theridiidae
Source: RefSeq, a predicted model, not a curated record